GAGAUCUCUCGAAAUGGUCGUGCGCGUGGUCGUACGUGGUAUGGUGAUGUAAAGAGGUUAGUGCUCGUUGUUAUAUACUUUGUAGGAACGUGUUUGUAAUAUUACAAUGAGCCCAAAGGUGGAUAUUUUAGUAGUUGAUACAACUGCUUUUAUAAAUAAUGCUGCACUUCAAGAGCUUGGUACUCAGAUUGCAACGGUAGAGGAAGUUGUCAAUGAGAUUACUAGCAAACGACAAAUAAGAAGACUAGUAGUUCUUCCGUAUGACCUUCAAAUAAAACCUGUGUUUCAAGAAAAUGUACAAUACAUUACAGAAUUUUCUAAGAAAACUGGUGAUUAUCCAAGUCUAUCAGCAACUGACAUCAAAGUUAUGGCACUUACUUAUCAACUUGAAAAAGAGAAAGUUGGAACAGAUCACUUGAAAAAUGAACCCCAGAUUAAUCGUUUAGUAUCAUUUACACAUCAUUUGCCUCAUGAUGCUAAAAUCACUGCAGGUUUUUAUUCUCCAGGCAAGAUGGACGCCAGUGGAAAUGGUGAAUCAUGUGAUACAGAAAUAAAUGAUCUGUUGGGAGAGUUGACUUCUCUGGCCUGUACCAAAACUGAUGAGGAAACUAUUAAUGAUAUACUAAUCCCAAUUAAAGAUGACACAAAUGAUCUAACCAGUGAUGAUGAAGUGGAAGGUAAUGAAAAUAUUAAUGCAGACAGCUCUGAUGACUGUGCAUCUGAAGAUGAAGACAAUGACUCUGGUUGGAUUACACCCCAGAAUAUUGCUCUUAAGAAGCAAGAAGUUAAUUCUGAAGUAGAUGACAAACCAGUGAAAGUUGCUUGUAUCACAUCUGACUUCGCAAUGCAAAAUGUUUUGAAGCAAAUUGGACUCAGUGUGCUGUCAGUAGAUGGUCGUCAGAUCCAACAAUUACGAAGUUUCAUUUUAAGAUGCUAUGCUUGCUUCAAGACAACAAGUAUCAUGACUAAAGUAUUUUGUCCAAACUGUGGUAAUAGAACUCUGAAGAAGGUGGCAGUAUCUUUAAGCGAAGAUGGUACUCAGGUGAUACAUAUCUCCUCAAGAAAACGACUUUCAGGGCGAGGAAAGAGGUUCUCACUUCCAACACCAAAAGGAGGAAAACAUGCCAACAACCCUAUACUGUGUGAAGACCAACGUGUUCCAGACCAGCGACCUUCAAGGCUUGCCCGUACAAAGAACAAUCCUCUAGAUCCAGACUACAUAGCAGGUUUUUCACCUUUUGUAAUGAGAGAUGUCAGCUCAAGAUCGGCAAUGCUUGGAAUUCGAACUACAGAUAUCAAAUCUGUGAUGAGGAAUCCCAGUGAUACCAGGCGCAAAGGGAAGAAGAGGAAGUAAUGUUGAAUAAAAACAGACUUCAAGUGUAACUAUAUCUCUGUAUCACUGUAUUAAAAUACAUCCAUUACACAGCAUUUUAGUUCA
Cryptotermes secundus is the source of this 1438-nucleotide messenger RNA. RefSeq names its product RNA-binding protein NOB1. NCBI's taxonomy places the organism in Eukaryota, Metazoa, Arthropoda, Insecta, Blattodea, Kalotermitidae. The record is from RefSeq and is a predicted model, not a curated record. Gene Ontology annotation, molecular function: RNA endonuclease activity. Gene Ontology annotation, biological process: ribosomal small subunit biogenesis; maturation of SSU-rRNA. Gene Ontology annotation, cellular component: preribosome, small subunit precursor. The coding region runs from base 107 to 1354 and encodes 415 amino acids. The transcript has 7 exons.